This is a messenger RNA of Archocentrus centrarchus (flier cichlid), 2885 nucleotides long. RefSeq names its product BTB/POZ domain-containing protein 6-B-like. Gene Ontology annotation, molecular function: protein binding. Gene Ontology annotation, cellular component: cytosol. Lineage: Eukaryota; Metazoa; Chordata; Actinopteri; Cichliformes; Cichlidae. The record is from RefSeq and is a predicted model, not a curated record. Gene Ontology annotation, biological process: neurogenesis.
AAAAAAAAAAAAAACGGGACAGAAAAAGCAGAGCGGAGCUUAAAAACUCCGGACAAAUCAAAUCACUAUUUACCUCGGAUGCGUCCGGCUGCAGCGGAACAUCAUAGCUGGCUUCGCAUCGGUCGACAGCCGAUUCGAAAAUUUAAAAACAAGAAGAGGGAGAAAUAUCUGUGAGGAUUAACGCAGAGGCGGGGUGGGAAUAAAAUAGGCAGGACUUGACUACCAGCUGCGACUAUCCGGAUUACCCACUCGCUGAAAAGAAAAAAAAAAAAAAGGGAAAACAAGCGACGCUUCGUGGACGUUUGUGCGCCCGGAAAGGAUGAGCUGACCGCCAGGAAAAGCAGUCAAAGCGUUUGUGGUCGAAGUUGCGAGCGGAUGUGGAAACGGACGGCACCGGGCCUGGAAGGAUUUAUUUUAGAUGCUGUCGCGUAAACUUCGCUGUCGGUGCCGUUUGAAAGCGGCGUUGUAGGAACCGGAUUGCACGCUGAAAAACACUCAGUUCUCCGCAGCGACAACCUCCCCUCUACUUAGUUCGUUUCGAGCCCGACAGCAGCUCACUUCACCGGUAUUAAAGCGACCAAAACAAAAGAUCGGUCGCUUGUGCAGAUGCCAACGGCAGACUGCAGGUUGCUCCAUCAUGGCCGGAUCAUGAGGUGUCUGACUUUACUGCUACUUCCAGAAACACUGAAAAAGUCCAAGAAGGUAAACAAGCUGCCGGGCAGGCUGCCGGUAUGUUAUGAGAUCCUGACUCUUUCCCUGUCGAGCAAGAAAAAGCAGCAGCAGAAGGAGAAGAAGAUGGCUGCGGAGUUAUACCCCGCCAACACCAACACCAACAACCUGGCCAACGGCACUACGGUGGCGGACGCCGAGAAGACCAAGGAGGUGCAGGUGUGCCAGGCCAGCUCCAGCGGCAGCGCGGCGACCACCCCGACCACCCAGCAAAACAUCAACAACAACAAUAUAGACCCACCCAGCUGGCAGUGCAGCCACCCGACACUCAGAGAGAGGAACGCCUUGAUGUUUAACAAUGAGCUGAUGGCUGACGUCCACUUCAUUGUUGGGCCCUUGGGGGCAUCACAGAAGGUCCCUGCGCACAAGUAUGUGCUGGCCGUGGGAAGCUCCGUCUUCUGUGCCAUGUUUUACGGCGAUCUGGCGGAGGAGGAGUCUGAGAUCCAUAUCCCAGAUGUGGAACCUGCUGCUUUUCUAAUUCUGCUGAAGUACUUAUACAGUGAUGAGAUUGACCUGGAGGCUGACACGGUGCUGGCCACCCUGUACGCUGCCAAAAAGUACAUUGUCCCUGCACUGGCCAAGGCCUGCGUCACCUUCCUGGAGACAAGCCUAGAGGCCAAGAACGCCUGCGUGCUGCUCUCUCAGAGCCGCCUGUUCGAGGAGCCUGAGCUGACGCAGCGCUGCUGGGAGGUGAUUGACGCUCAGGCCGAGCUCGCGCUGCGCUCAGAGGGCUUCUGUGAGAUCGACCUGCAGACGCUGGACAUAAUCUUGCGGAGGGAGACCCUCAACACCAAGGAAGUGGUGGUGUUUGAGGCUGUAAUGAACUGGGCCACGGCAGAAUGCAAAAGACAGGGUUUAGGGCCCACCAUUCGCAACAAAAGAGAGGUCCUGGGUAAGGCGCUGUUCUUGGUGCGCAUCCCCACCAUGAGCCUGGACGAGUUUGCUAACGGAGCGGCACAGUCUGAUAUCCUGACACUGGAGGAGACGCACAAUGUGUUCCUGUGGUACACUGCGGCUAAAAAGCCCAAACUGGACUUCCCUCUGAAUCCGAGGAAGGGGUUGGCGCCUCAGAGGUGCCACCGCUUCCAAUCCUCGGCUUACCGGAGCAACCAGUGGCGCUACCGCGGUCGGUGUGACAGCAUCCAGUUUGCUGUGGACAAACGGAUCUUUAUUGCCGGUUUGGGGCUGUAUGGGUCGAGUGGCGGCAAAGCUGAGUACAGCGUGAAAAUCGAGCUUAAGAGACAGGGAGUGAUCCUGGCGCAGAACCUGACAAAGUUUGUGUCGGACGGCUCGAGCAGCACGUUUCCGGUGCGGUUUGAGCAUCCUGUUCAGGUGGAGCAAGACGCGUUCUAUACAGUGAGCGCCGUCCUGGACGGGAAUGAACUGAGCUACUUCGGCCAGGAGGGCAUGACAGAGGUGCAGUGUGGGAAGGUCACGUUUCAAUUCCAGUGCUCCUCUGACAGCACCAAUGGGACUGGAGUACAGGGAGGACAGAUCCCCGAGCUUGUGUUCUACGCAUAAGCUGCCCUGGACUGCUGAUGGGAAGCUAGGUCUGCCAUCAGCUCCCAACCUUCAAAGUAAUGUAGCAUCAAAGACACUUGAGUAAUGUCACACUAAAUGGCCUGGUUAGUUCUUUAAGAGACUAUUUUGAAAGCGAAGGAGCUGUUUUAUCUUAUUUAAUUUAAUGUUAUUUUUUUAUUUAAAUGCUGAUUUAACGUUAUUCGCUCAGACGCUUGUGUUUAAGGGCUGCGGCUGCUGUAGGAACAACAUUAAUACAGUGACCUGUGGUUAAGUAAUCAAGCUGAGCUCCAUAACUGGAACAAGUAGGGACUGCUUCAAACUGUGUAAUUGCAAGUCUAUAUACAAUAUUGUUACUAUCGUCCAGGCAGCAAUAUCACACGAGGAGCAAACUUUAUGUAGUGUUUGAUUCUAAUGCAAAAAAAAAGAAGAAAAAAAAAAAGUAGAAAUCUUGUCAAAAGCAGAGUUGUUUUGCACUUCAGAGUACAGCCUCAGAAACGUCGUGUCUUUUGUAAAAUACAAUUUAUCUGCUAACAGCUUGAUGCUGUUAAACAAGCAAAUGUGUUCUGUACAAGAAUGCUUAUACACCUGAUGAAAUAUAAAGGUUAUAAUGUGAUAAAGCCACAGAUGUCACAUCU